CAGGUUAACUUGGUUUCUUUCUUUAUAGCUGUCAGCUGUGUAAACAAUGAGAAAGAGAGGAAAGAAUCUGAAGAAGGAUAGGAAAAACCUGAAGAGAAGGUUCCGUGAAGAAGAUGCUGAACUGGAAGAGAUGGACGAUGAUAUAGAUGCCUUUCAUAAACAGCGAGACAUUGUCCCGUUGGAUAUUAAUGCUGAUGUUGGGGAUUCAGAUGAAGAUGAUGAGCAGCCGGUGUUUGAUUUUGAGGAUGAGGAGGAUAGUGAUGACGAUGAUAAGGAUGAGGAUAGUGAUGACGAUGCUCACAUUACUGGAUUUGCUGCAAAAAUUGUAAGGCAACAGAAAUUUUUACGAGCAAAGUUUGGUGGUGUUGAUGAUGAAAUGCAUGAUGCUGAUCAAGAUGGGGAAGAGGAAGAGGAAGAGGAAAGGGUUACAUGGGGUGGAGUGAGAAGGAGAUAUUAUAAUGCCGAUAAUACUGAUUUUGAGUUGCAAUCAAGUGAUGAUGAGUCCCUUGCGGAAGAGGAGGCUGAGGCAUUACGGUUGCAGAGGAAAGCAGCAGAAUCUUUGACUAUGGCGGAUGUGGGCCUUGGAGAUGAGAAUCAAGAUGAAAGCGACAAAGAAUUAACCUUAGAGGAAAUAUCUAUAAAAGGAAAAGGCGCAACAAAAUACACAGCGAGUAAUGAAGCGAAUGAUGAGCUGGGUAGAACUUUUGAAAAGGUCAAGAAAGAUAUCAGUUCCUUGUCAAGGGAGGAGCAAAUGGAUGUUGUAUACAGUUCUGCACCUGAACUGGUUGGUUUGAUGUCAGAGCUAAAUGAUGCACUUGAGCAGCUUGAGAACAAAAUAAACCCUCUGUUGAUUAAGGUUCAGAGUGGGGGAAUUGCACUUGAGGGUGGAAUGCGAUAUCUUGAGGUUAAGCAGCUUCUUUUGCUUUCAUAUUGCCAAGCUAUAGCCUUCUAUCUUCUUCUCAAGUCAGAGGGGCAAUCGGUUUGUGAUCAUCCUGUCAUUGCUCGUCUUGUUGAGAUCAAGGGCUUAUUAGAUAAGAUGAAAGAACUUGACGGGAAUCUUCCUUCUGAAUUUGAGGAGAUUCUAAAGAAAAACCUUGGUGCUGAAGCAGUGGGGAAAUUGGCUAACGAGAGUGCUGCCAUAGCGUCUGAUUCUGUCACAAAAGGGCCCUGUCCCCUCUCUUGCCAUAGCCAAACUCAUGAUGCCAAUGUAAUAACAAAGUCUUUGAAGGAUCUCAAGAACAAAGGAGAGAAAAGGAAGUUCCAGGAUAAUCAGGUUGGUGUUCAGAGCAUGAAAAUGUUAAAGAUCAGAGCUGCUCUGGAGGAAAAUUUGAGGCAGAGAGGACUAUUUAGUUCAAUUCCUUCAAAGCCUGAAAAAGUUGAGAAAAAGAUGAAAUCAGUCAAUGGAAAACUAGAAACAUUUGAUGACUUUGAUGAUGAUGCAAUCAAUGUUAAGGGUGGUUCUUAUGGAUUGCAAAAUAGGCAUGCCGAUUCUUUGCAGUCUAAUAAACUGUCUGCUUUCGUUACUGCAAAACCAAACAAGCCUAAGGUUGUUUCUGGUGAUGACGAUUUACCUAAGAGGGAUGAUAUUGGAGAAAGGCGGAGAAAACAUGAACUAAGAGUAUUGGCUGGAGCUGGAGUAAUGUCACAGGAUGAGGUUGACCACGAAGCUCGGAAUCUGGGAUCAGAUUAUGAUGCUAUUGAUGAAGCUGGAAUUCUUGGGUCAGGUGAUGAUCCUGAAAUGACGAAUAGUGAUGCAGGGAGCUCAGAAGAUGAAUUUUACAAACAAGUAAAGAAACAUCGUGAUGCAAAACUUGCUGCCAAAGCUGAGAUCUACACAAGGACUUCAUCUGUCCCCUCAUUGUCUGAAAUUGUAGACGGGAAGCGGUUGAUCACUUCUCAGAUGGAAAAGAAUAGAGGCUUGACACGAAAACGCAAGAAGCAUCUUAAAAAUCCAAGGAAGAAAUACCGGACUAAACAUGAAGUUGCAGUUUCCCGGCGCAAAGGACAGGUGCGAGAUGUCAGGAAACCUAUUGGUCCUUAUGGUGGAGAGUCGACUGGUAUUAAUGCAGGAAUCAGCAGAAGCGUUAGAUUCAAGAACUGAUACUGUCGGUGUGAUCAAUUUUGUAGUAAUUGAAUUGUUAAAUUAAAAAUAUCGAACACGAUGGUAUUUUACAAGAGUUAAUGAACAAUGUCCAUGAGAGGGAAUAUUAUCAUAAGCUUUAGCUUGUAAUAUUUUUUUGCUAAUGGACAAAGGUAGUUCCUGAA
This is a messenger RNA of Carica papaya (papaya), 2265 nucleotides long. The record is from RefSeq and is a predicted model, not a curated record. NCBI's taxonomy places the organism in Eukaryota, Viridiplantae, Streptophyta, Magnoliopsida, Brassicales, Caricaceae.